This is a messenger RNA of Triticum dicoccoides, 1195 nucleotides long. RefSeq names its product chloroplast processing peptidase-like. Gene Ontology annotation, cellular component: chloroplast thylakoid membrane. Lineage: Eukaryota; Viridiplantae; Streptophyta; Magnoliopsida; Poales; Poaceae. Gene Ontology annotation, biological process: thylakoid membrane organization. The coding region runs from base 159 to 806 and encodes 215 amino acids. The record is from RefSeq and is a predicted model, not a curated record. The transcript has 6 exons. Gene Ontology annotation, molecular function: serine-type endopeptidase activity.
AGCGGUGGGGGAGGCCAAGGUGGAGUCUUGCUGUGGAAGGAAGCCAUUACUCCUACUGGUCAAGUAGCCAGCGAGCCAGUCUUCCUCCACACCCCAACCCCACUCCCCCCUCUAUUGGCGGAGAGAGAGAGGCCAAGGAGGGAGAUCCACUCCGUCCGAUGGCGAUGGCGCCGCCGCGUCUGCUGCGGGGCCUCAUCGCGCCGAUGUCGCCGGCGGACUGGCUGCCCUGCCACCUCCAGCUGCUGGCCUCGUCCGCCUCGCUCCUGCACCGCUGGUGGCUCCCCUCGCUCGCGCGCCUCCGCUGCCCCUCCUGCUCCGACGGAUUCAAGCUCUUCCUCGUCCUGCUCCUCUUCUCCGCCGCCCUCGCCGAGGUCCGCUUCGUCGCCUCCGCCUCCAUGGCGCCCACCCUCCGCCCGGGCGACCGCGCCGUCGCAGAAAAAGUCACCUACAUGUUCCGGAAGCCAUCUGCCGGGGAUGUAGUCUUCUUCCGGGUGCCCGCCGCCCUGCAGAAUUGCGGCAUAAAUAAAGAUGUUGUAUUUAUUAAGAGGGUUGUUGCCACCCCUGGAGAUUUCAUCGAGGUCCGACAAGGCCAGCUUAUUGUUAAUGGUGUUGCACAAAAUGAACAUUACACCGCACCCCAUGGUGGGUCGGACACGAUGGAAGCCAUGCGCCUCCCUGAAGACCAUGUAUUCGUCAUGGGUGAUAACCGCAAUAACAGCUGCGAUUCUCGUGCCUGGGGACCUCUUCCUAUCAGCAACAUUGUUGGGAGACACAUCAUGUCCUUUACAAGAUCCUCCCUCCAAUAGCCAAGGCGAAGAUCUUCGACGGCCACCAGAGUUGCCAAACCCCUCCUCGAUGCCACUCGAUAUGAUGUUAUCGAGCUAUGUUGGGCCUCGAGCCCCUAGCAUGUAAAUCUGUGAGACCUUCCUUUCCUGUCUUAGCACGGUACCGUUGUAUGUGUAGUGACUUAAUCCCGGGGAGCACUGAAUAGUGACUUGUAGCUGUUGUCACUCACCCCCCACGGCCCCACCCCUGGACUGUCAGCUGUUAAGCUUACCUGUUGGUAGAACCUGCAAGAUGUACCUAAAGGUUACACCUUCUAGUAACCUUAGCUGUCGAAUCUAAUCGGUAAUGUUAUUAUUACCAUGCACCGUGUGCUUGGCUGUCAAUCAAAAAAGGAAAAAUCUGCAUGCCU